UCAUCGUUGUUUUACUUUUCUGUUUAUAUCAGAGUUAAAUUCCUUUGUCGUUUACAAAAUAUCCAUGUACACUAGUGGGUGAUAAGGAUUAUCGUUGAAUAUGCACUAACUAAAUUGAUUUAAAAUUUGGAAAAUCUUCUUAAAUUAUCAGUGACGAAUUAGAAAUUCCGGUUUUAUGAAUUCAAAAUAAGGAAGCAUUGCAUUUUACAUGUGUGUGUCUUCAUUCUAUAUAAGAUAAAUUUUAUAAUAUUUUUCCUGACUUGAGGCGUCCUAUAGUUACUAGAAGAGGCAACCCUUAGUUAGGUGGAAGUGAAACGAUGUUCCCUUCUCAUUACGCAUUUAUCUUGACUCUAAUAGAAUUUUCCAACACGAACCUCGCAGCGGUAGAAGUACCGUGGAAAAUACAACGAAGUGAGGCACACUCAUUCCUUAAAGUUCCAACUAGAAACAAACGGAGCAAUCCUGAUUGUGCUAAUAUCGAAGGUUACUGUGAACAUCACUUAUCAAGCUGCAGGGAGCACUAUGAAGUUUCACGAGAAAUGUUUUGCAGAACAAAUAAUACCUGUACAUCUACACAAUUGUGUUAUCUGGUAACACCCUGUCCAAAGCAUUUCAAAACAGGCUGUCAUGAAAAAAAUUGUACAUCUAGCCCGUGCCAAAAUGGUGGUGUUUGUGAAGACAAGUUUAAUGACUACAGGUGUUACCGCCAUGGGUUUACUGGAAAGCAUAGCGAAAUAGAUAUAAAUGAAUGCGCAUCUAAUCCUUGUCAAAACAGAGGAACUUGUAAAGAUCACGCCAAUGGAUACAGCUGUUCUUGUGUUCCUGGAUAUAUUGGUAUAAAUUGUGAAAAAGACUUUAACGAAUGCGAAUCCAACCCGUGUCAAAAUGGCGGAACGUGUACUGACCACUUGAACAGAUACAGUUGUUUAUGUAUGCAAGGCUAUACUGGAGUCAAUUGUCAAACAGACAUAGAUGAAUGUGGAUCAAAUCCAUGUCAACAUGGCGGACGUUGUAUAGAUCACGUUAACAGAUACCGUUGCUUAUGUGUUCCUGGAUAUAUUGGUUUAAGAUGUCAGACAGGUAUCUGUUUUUAUUAA
Messenger RNA from Mytilus trossulus (common blue mussel), 1097 nucleotides. Its product is annotated as fibropellin-3-like. The coding region runs from base 318 to 1097 and encodes 259 amino acids. Gene Ontology annotation, molecular function: calcium ion binding. The transcript is spliced from 8 exons. NCBI's taxonomy places the organism in Eukaryota, Metazoa, Mollusca, Bivalvia, Mytilida, Mytilidae. The record is from RefSeq and is a predicted model, not a curated record.